Salvia splendens (bonfire salvia) is the source of this 1009-nucleotide messenger RNA. RefSeq names its product transcription factor bHLH120. The transcript is spliced from 3 exons. The record is from RefSeq and is a predicted model, not a curated record. Gene Ontology annotation, cellular component: RNA polymerase II transcription regulator complex. Gene Ontology annotation, molecular function: RNA polymerase II transcription regulatory region sequence-specific DNA binding; protein dimerization activity; DNA-binding transcription factor activity, RNA polymerase II-specific. Bases 40 to 711 code for a protein of 223 amino acids. Lineage: Eukaryota; Viridiplantae; Streptophyta; Magnoliopsida; Lamiales; Lamiaceae. Gene Ontology annotation, biological process: regulation of transcription by RNA polymerase II.
CUCUCUCUCUCUCAUAAGAAUAUUCAAGAAAAAAAUAAAAUGUUUCCAAUCUCAAGUGAUGGAGUGUUUGAGGAUCCUUUGCUACUCUUUGAGCAAGAUGGAUUUCUUCAAGAUCUGCUUGAGGAUAUUAAUCCCAUUUCAGAGGGCAAUAAUCACACUGAAAAUAGUGUGAAAAAGAGGGCAAGAAAGGUUGAAGCUGAGAGCAACAAUGGCAGCAGUGAUUCCAAGAAGAGUGCUCACAGAUUCAUUGAGAAGCAGAGAAGGCAAGAAAUGUCAACUCUUUAUGCUUCUCUCAGAUCCCUUCUCCCUCUUGAAUACAUCAAGGGAAAGCGCACUGUGUCGGAUCAUAUGCACCAGGCAGCGAAUUACAUCAACGAUACGAAGAAGAAAAUCGAGGAAAUGAAGCGAAGGAGGGAGAGUUUGAGGAAUGUGGAUCAAAAGUACUCGAAUGGUCGUGAUUCUUCGUCUUACUGUGUGAAGAUAAAUUUAUUUAGAGAUGGAUUUGAGAUCUUGAUUAGUAGCAAAGAAAGCUUCCCUCUUUCGACUGUGCUAGAAAAUUUGAUCAAUCAAAACCUUGAUGUAGUUAACUGUGUUUGUAGUAGAGGAGAUGGGUGUUACCUCCACAAAAUUCAUGUUGAGAUUAAUGAAUUCACAAGCAUUGAUCUAUCUGAGUUGCAAGAAAAGUUGGUGAAUUUGCUGCAACUUGCUUGACUGUGGCAGCUGGAGUGAGCUUUGAGUUUGUAAAUAUCAAAAUUAUUUGUUUUUAUAUGUUUAUUAUUUCAUGAUCUUGGUGUUGGUGUAAUCAAUUUGAAGAAUGCUAUUUCUCCAUCUUUAAUUUUGAUAUGUUUUCAAGUUUCAUAUCCUAGAUUUUGCUCCUCAAGUCUUUUUAGUUUGGAAACAUGGAUUUAUUUUAGGUGAAUUGGUGUAGAAUUUUUAGAUGUUUGGAACUUGGAACUUUUGUAAAGAGCUGGCUAAGAAUAUUGCACAUUAUAAGCUCUUAUUUAUGAUU